AUGCUGUUAACGGCCCUCUCCCUUAUUUACACCUCUCCCUUAUUUACACCUCUCUCUUAUUUACAACUCUCCUUUAUUUACACCUCUCCCUUAUUCAGUCCUCUCCCUUAUUUACACCUCUCCCUUAUUCAGUCCUCUUCCUUAUUUACACCUCUCUCUUAUUCAGUCCUCUACCUUAUUUACAACUCUCUCUUAUUCACUCCUCUCCCUUAUUUAGUCCUCCUCCUUAUUUACACCUCUCCCUUAUUCACUCCUCUCCCUUAUUCACUCCUCUCCCUUAUUUACACCUCUUCCUUAUUCACUCAUCUCUCUCUUAUUUACAUCUCUCCUUUAUUUACACCUCUCAAUUAUUCACUCUUCUCCCUUAUUUACAGCUCUCUCUCUUAUUUACAAUUCUCCCUUAUUCACUCCUCUCUCUUAUUUAAACCUCUGCCUUAUUUACACCUCUCCCUUAUUCACUCAUCUCUCUCUUAUUUACACCUCUCUCUUAUUUACACCUCUACCUUAUUCACUCCUCGCUCUCUUAUUUACACCGUCCCUUUUUACAUUGUGUCUGUCGGUUUCGUCCUUGCUAAAAAGUAA
Acanthosepion pharaonis is the source of this 582-nucleotide messenger RNA. Lineage: Eukaryota; Metazoa; Mollusca; Cephalopoda; Sepiida; Sepiidae. The record is from the annotation of a GenBank genome assembly.